AAAAAAAAAACGCAUCAUUAACAUUUAAUAAAGGAAAUUCCAGAAUUUAACAAUAAUUUCAUACAAUCGUCUAUACAGUAUUCAUGUAUAUGUCUAUCGGUUUCUUUCGUGUUUGUUUUAAUUCACAAAUUAUAACAACAACUAGCUUUAUUUAACAUAACUUUAUUCAACCCCCGAACAAGACACCCUGUGGACCUUUCCGGAAAGCUUUUGAUCUUCUGUCUAAUAUGAGCAAGCUAACUAUAUUUCAAAACAACAAUGUAUUUCCCAAAUCAAGAAACUGUUAUAUAGGCUACAGUUGACAACAAUAGCCAGCUAAUAAUAUUUUUUUUCGUUCAGGAAAAGUUCAGGAUCCAUUAUAAAACUGAGACGCACUUAUAGUGCUACUGCGAGUCCAAAUGGGAUCCUCUGAGAGGCAUUUCAUUAUAAUGGCUGUAUGAUUUCCUGAGAAUGUUUUCUUUUAGUAUCUUUGGAGAAAGAUCAUUUAAGAAAGGCAAAAAAAAUAUGGGCAAUGAACAUACAGUAUAGUUUUCCAAUGAUUUUUUUUUUUACAGUAAUUAAGUGAUUCUUUUUGUGGCGAGGCCUGCAAAGGUAUGCAGUAGCACAGUGCAACUUGCUCUUUUGUUCUGCGAGCAGGGUUGCCAGGUUAUACCUAUUAACCUCCAGGUAUUGCAGAUAUACACAGCAAAUCAGAAAGGCAUACCGCUGUUAACUUGUUUCCCUCAAAAAGUCUGAGAAAAUGAAGAACAACACAUCUACCUUAUUCUAUGCUAUCUUGGGCUAGUUGAAAAUCUUUCUGUGUGGUUUUUCAGCUGUACUUUAGGUAGGAAUUUUGAAACCUGAAACCUGGCAACCCUCCCCACAAGCUUCGGUGAGAACGUGUUUUUUUUUUUUUUUUUUAAGCUCAACAUUAAUGUAAAAACCUCACACUCGCGCAGCUUUUUUUUGUUUUGUUUUGUUGUGUCUGCAAAGACGCCUCACUGAAGCUGACCAGCUUUCUUUAAAAAAAAAAUAAAAUAUUCCUAGUCGGUUACACCCCGUGUGUGUGUGUGUGUGUGUGCGUUGGUUUUUGUGGCUUAUGAGGACUUUUGACCUGAUUACGUACCGACACUACGGGGACAUUUGGAAUUAUGAGGACAGGGACAGUGUCCCCAUAAUUCCUCUAAUAUAUCUAUAUAUAUCUAAGUAAGAGAAGCUAAAAUUCAAAGUUUCGGUCGAAGUCCACUUACACCACAUACCCCUGAAACUGACUUUACACAGUGUUAACUCGGAAUUUAAUAUAGCGCCCCCUUUAGUCUGGUCUUGGUAUUGCACCAACUUACACACUCACACAAAAUUUGAGCCUUCUGAUUGGCUACCGCUGACUCGCCUAAUUCGCGCUCUGAUUGGCUGCGGCCGAUGUCAUUCAUGUCACGUGUCUCGGUUUGUGGGCGGAGUUUCUCUAUGUGCAGCGCGUCAUCAUGCGGAACUCAUAAUACGUCAAUCUUUAAAAAACAGCGUCCGGUGUACAGACUGUGUGAGAUGAAGCUGAGGAGGAGGAGGAGAGACAAUCCCAAACAGGAGGCUGAAUAUUUCACAUCUGCUGCCAAAGACAAGGAGGGAUUUGAUGUGAAAUAUAUAAAUUCAUUUAUAGGACGUGGAGUAUUCAGUUGUGUUCAUUUUGAUAAGGGAGAUUUUCUUUUGGAGUACAGAGGACAACUCAUAAACAAAGCUGAAUGUGAACGACGACAGAAGUUAUAUCACGAUGCCAUGAAAGUAUUCAUGUAUGAAUUCCGUUUCAAUGGAAGACUCUUAUGUGUCGAUGCUUCCAGAGAAGAUGGUUCCCUUGGGAGACUUGUCAAUGAUGACCACAUCAGCCCAAACAGCAAAAUGAAAAUAAUCACUGUAGAGGGAAAGCCUCAUCUAUGUUUAUUUGCGACUAGGAGCAUCGACCCUGGAGAAGAAAUCACAUACGACUAUGGCAAUUCUGAGUUGCCUUGGAGAAAUAAGAUUGUAGCUGAAGAACACCAACUGCCACCAGAGGAAAACAGCACUAUGGCAUUGAGUGAGGCCAGGAGGGUGAAAGACAAUCAGUCUCUGUCACAGCACCAGGCUGUUUCUGAGGCAGACCCCUUUACCCCUGUGACCGAAGAUACCCAGGCAGCCAUCAACCAAACAGAACAGAAUAUAGCUGGAGCCGUCACUGAGGUUACAUCAGAGCUGACGUCUGUGAUGGACAAGUUGGAGACUGAUGUUCUGGGAGGAGAGACAGAAAAGAAUAUAGCUGGAGCCGUCACUGAGGUUACAUCAAAGCUGACGUCUGUGAUGGACAAGUUGGAGACUGAUGUUCCAGGAGGAGAGACAGAAAAGAAUACAGCUGGAACCAUUACUGAGGUUACAACAGUGCCGACGACUAUAAAGGACAAGAUGGAGCCUGAGGUUCCAAGAAAGGAGACAGAAAAGAUUACCAUUGUGAAGGAGCAAUCUGGGCCUGAGGAAAAAGAUACAAUAGCACCAAGUGAGAAAACAGAAAAAAAUUGUAAACAUGAAAUGGUCUUCACAACUGUUUCGAGCAUGAACAAAUGUGCAGCAUGUGUUGGACCUGUAGCAUCACUCAAAUGGAUUGGUCUGAGAUGCAAAGUCUGCAAUUGUUUUUGGCACAAGUCCUGCUUUGUAAAACUUAUUAAGAAUGAGUCACUAUCAUGGGUGAGUGCAUUUAUAAUUCAUUAUAUAAAUUUUAGUCAUUUGCAAGUGCAAUUUCUAGUGAUCGUUUGUUUUCUGGUACUAGAGAGUAAGUACUGGUGAGGAUGAAUCACUAGAUGAAGAAUAUGUGCCACAGUCAGAGUCAGACAGUGAAUCUGAGAGUUCAGUAGAGUUACAAGGAGAAUGCCCCUUGAAUAUGGAGAAACGAAAGGCUAUUUAUUCCCAGAUUGCCAAGUUGAAUCCUGAAGGUGCAAGCAAGGGCAAAGUGUGUGUUAAGGCCAGAGAAGAAGUUGGUUUACUUUAUGAGGAGCAGUUGACUGAUGUAGACUACGACAAUGAAGCGAGCUAUACACAAACCUCAGAUAAUCUUUCAAGCAAAGUUCAGGGUAAGCAAGUGUCUGAGACCUACAGAACGUCAAAAGUUGCAGUUUUAGGCAGUGCAUCAGACAGUUUAAUGCUGCCAACAACAGUCACUGGAACAUCUGCAAGCCAGCAACUGUUGGAAGUAAGAGAGGGAGCUGGUGGAAGUGAUUUACAUGGAGAUGUUGAGGAAUCAUUAAUGGCAGAGGGCAAAGCUAAAGUGGAUGAAGCUGAGGAGUGUCUUCAGUCAUCUGUAAUUUCUUGUACUGAAAAUAAGAAAAACUACUGAUGGAUUAGAAAUUACAAAAGUCAUUGCGUACUACAGAGGCAACGUCAUCUUCUUUCAUUGCACUUAAAAGCUUCCAAACCCCAGGAGAUAUCUGGUGUGGGAAUGUAGACUCUGCCAUGGCUGCCAAACCCAAAACCCUGACCCUACCGUGGUGUUCAUUUAGUUCUCCUGGCUAAACUGAUGGAAGUGAAUCUGAGAAUGGCACUGAAAGUGAGAAUAUGAAUGUGUCUAUGAGUGCACCAGUGCAGAUUGGUAGGUUUUUCUAACAUAUUGAUGUGUUACAUGCCCAAUUGUUUUGGUCAUGAUCAGUCCACACUGUUUGUGUGCUGAAUAAUGUGGUAAUCUCUUCUUACAGGGAUGCAGAAGGAUCACCCACCAAAAGAAGCCAAAGCUGGAUGUUCUGGUUGUAUUUUCCAAGUUAUAUAUGUGGUUUUGACUUUUAUUUUAGUCAUAUAACUCAUAAUUAUCAUUUUUGUUUUACCUAUUUUUAAUUUGAAACAAAAGUAUAUGUCAUCAUAUCUCCCAGUCUUUAUGGUUGUAUGAUGUGCAUAUUUAUAUACUUGUUUGUUUAGUCUCAAACACAGAUGCUUUGCCCAUGUCCCAUAGAGCACCUGCUGUUUUAUGUGCAAUAAGCUGGCUAUAAGGUUCACAAUUUUAAACAUCACAAUCUAAUUGAUUCUUUUGAUACGUGUUGUAUACACCAAUCAGACAUAACAACCAGUGAAAGGUGAAGUGAAUAACAUUGAUUAUUUCUCUACGAUGGCAUUUGUUGAGGGUUGGGAUAUAUUGGUAUAACAGUCAGUUCUCUGUGUUGAUGUGUUAGAAGCAGGAAAAAUGGGCAAGGGAUGCUACAUAAAGGUUCCUCUGAAAGUAACAGAAAGCAAGCUCAAUUAGUCUGUUUUUGCUAUACACUGAAGACGUUUGGGUUUGAGGUCAAAAGAUGAAUAGGAGAUGAUGGUUUAGAAUUUCAGCUUUCAUCUCCUGAUUUUUAUAUCUGUGUUACACAGCUUAAAACAUGGCACCUUUUGGUAUAGGCACAAAUUCUCUUAAAGUAAAUUAAACAACACUUAAUAUUUGGUUCAUAUCCCUUGCUUGCAAUAACUGUAUCAAGCCAGCAUACAUACAUCCCAUAUACAUCGCUCAAAACAAGAGUAGCUGUUCAUAGCUACUAAUUCUUUAAACUAUCAAUUUAACAGGAUACACCUGGGCAACAAGAAACACCAGUCACAUGUUCCAACAUACUUCAUCACUUGAAAAUAAAAUGUUUAAAAAAUCUAUAUGUAAAUAUCAGGAAAAAAAGCUGAAAUUCUGAGCUAUCGUUUUAUAUUCGUCAUUUGAUCUUAAACCCAGAUGUCUAGGUAUAGGAAAAACAAUAUAAUUGAACUUGCUUUUCAGAGGGGACUGUAUUUAACAGAGUUAAAAAUUAUGUUAACAGUUAACAGUUAUGUUUUUUAAGUGCUCAGUUGUAGUAUCUCUAACCUGAGUUGCUUAAUGUUCUGUAAUUGUUGUAUAGAAGGACUUGUUCUGUUAAGUCACAGGUGACCCGGUAAAUCACCAUGCGGUCAUGUUUGUGUUUGUGUUAAGUCGAGUACCAAUAAAACAUGCCUGUCCUUCUAAUACAGUGUAAAGUCUUUUUUUGUGUAUUGUUAAACUGAUGUCCCGAUAAAGCGGUGUGACCUUAUAAGUACCAAUUCUGUCGGAGGCGGGAGCUUCUCAGACGGUCCUUAUAUGCAACCAUAAUGUCAGGUCUU
Pangasianodon hypophthalmus (striped catfish) is the source of this 5082-nucleotide messenger RNA. Its product is annotated as histone-lysine N-methyltransferase SETD5-like. Gene Ontology annotation, molecular function: protein binding. The record is from RefSeq and is a predicted model, not a curated record. The transcript is spliced from 12 exons. Lineage: Eukaryota; Metazoa; Chordata; Actinopteri; Siluriformes; Pangasiidae. Bases 1399 to 2784 code for a protein of 461 amino acids.